Molecule: messenger RNA, 2407 nt
Organism: Lactuca virosa
Lineage: Eukaryota; Viridiplantae; Streptophyta; Magnoliopsida; Asterales; Asteraceae
Source: the annotation of a GenBank genome assembly
AUGCAAUCUGGUGAAAACAAGAAGUUGAAAUACUCGAAUUUGACAUGCAAGAUGCCUCAGCCAGACAGUGUUGAUGAGCAGAUUCCUUUUUCAAUCGAGAAGAUAGUGCAAUACCCAUUACCCGGUUACGGUUCUCCAACUUCAGUUAAUUUUAGUCCUGAUGAUAAUCUUAUAUCUUACUUGUAUAGUCCGGAUCAAACAUUAAACAGAAAAGUCUUCAUCUUUGAUCUCACAACUUGUAAGCAAGAAGUGUUUUUUAGCCCACCGGAUGGUGGUCUUGAUGAAGAUAAUCUAUCAGAAGAAGAGAAGUUUAGAAGGGAAAGAUCAAGAGAGCGUGGUUUGGGGGUGACACGCUAUGAAUGGGUGAAAACAAGCUCCAAGAAGACCACAAUCAUGGUGCCUUUGCCUGCUGGGAUAUAUUUCAUGGAUCGUUCUUUACAACCACAGCUGAAGCUUCCCAGUGAUACCUCUCCCAUUGUUGAUCCACAUCUUUCUCCGGAUGGUACUAUGCUUGCUUAUGUAAGAAACCAUGAACUACACGCAUUAGAUCUUUUGUACAACAGGUCCAAACGCUUGACAUCUGGCGCUAAUGGGACCACCAAGACACAUGCUGUAGCUGAGUAUAUCGCACAGGAAGAGAUGGAUCGAAGGAAUGGUUACUGGUGGUCCCCAGACAGCAAAUGCAUAGCUUUUACGGAGGUGGAUUCAUCUGAAAUACCUGUUUACAGAAUCAUGCACCAGGGUAAGGCUACAACCGGUUCAGAGGCUCAAGAAGAACACGCCUACCCUUUUGCGGGGGCCACAAAUGUGAAGGUCCGUCUUGGUGUUGUCCCUGUUGUUGGUGGGGCCGUCACCUGGAUGGAUCUUUGCUGCGGUGGGAGUGGGACCGAUGGUGAAAACGAGUAUUUAGCUAGAGUCAACUGGAUGCAUGGAAAUGCCCUGAUUGCCCAAGUAUUAAACAGGUCUCAUUCCAAACUUAAGCUCCUCAAGUUUGACAUCAAAACAGGCAUAGGAAAAUGCAUCUUUGUUGAACAACACGACAAGUGGAUCAAUCUGCACGAUUGCUUCACACCUUUGGAUAAAGGAGGCGGGUUUUUAUGGGCCAGCGAAAAAACUGGAUAUAGACAUGUUUAUCUGCAUGAUGAAAACGGUGUGUGCGUGGGGCCCAUAACGCAAGGUGAAUGGAUGGUUGAACAGAUUGUGGGGGUGAAUGAAGCCUCUGGGUUCAUAUAUUUCACCGGAACAUUAGACGGGCCUAUCGAGUGUCAUCUUUAUCGUGCUAAACUGUCUCUUCCAAUAAAUCCAUUAGAAAGGCCCGUGAAGCUGACACCUGGUAAGGGAAAACACAUUGUGGUGCUUGAUCAUCAGAUGCAGAAAUUUGUAGAUAUUCAUGAGUCUCUGGAUUCGCCUCCUAGAGUGUCACUCUGCUCGUUGCAUGAUGGAUCCCUGAUUAGGUGUCUUUAUGAGCAACAAGCGGCUACAAUCCCAAGAGUGAAGAAAUUACAGAUGGACCCUCCAAAGAUGUUUGAAAUCCAAGCGAAAGACGGGACGCUUCUAUACGGGGCUUUAUAUAAACCGGAUGAAGCAAAAUUCGGACCUCCGCCUUAUAAAACUAUGAUUGCUGUGUAUGGUGGUCCGGGUGUACAGCUUGUGAGCGAUUCGUGGGCCAACACUGUUGAUAUGAGAGCUCAGUUUCUUAGAAGUAAAGGCAUCCUAGUAUGGAAGAUGGAUAACAGGGGCAGCUUGAGGCGAGGGCUGGAGUUUGAAGGUGCAGUGAAGUACAAUUUUGGGCGUUAUGACGCGGAGGACCAGGUGGCGGGAGCGGAAUGGCUGAUAAAAGAAAGGCUGGCGAAAGCGGAGCACAUUGGGUUGUACGGGUGGAGCUACGGAGGAUACCUGUCGGCCAUGGCACUGUGUCGGUUUCCCGAGAUGUUCAGGUGUGGGGUUGCUGGUGCACCGGUGAGCUCGUGGGACGGGUAUGAUUCGUUUUACACAGAGAAGUAUAUGGGUAUGCCCGAUGAAAACAAAUCGGGUUAUUGGUUCGGGUCGGUGAUGAACCAUGUAGACAAGAUGAAAGGGAAGCUGUUGUUGGUUCACGGGUUGAUUGAUGAGAAUGUUCAUUUCAGGCAUACCGCCCGCCUUUUGAAUGCCUUGGUGGCUGCUCGCAAGCCGUACGAGCUCUUGCUGUUCCCGGAUGCACGCCAUAUGCCUCGCCCUCUCAAGGAUCGCCUUUACAUGGAACAAAGAAUUUGGGACUUCAUUCAAACCGCUUUAUGAACUAACUAUUUAUUUCUCAUCCGCACCUGUUUUACUUUUAUUUUAUGACCAUAUAAUAAAUAAUAUACAAAAAUAUGAUGGAUUGGAUGGUGUUCGACUCAAACAAGAUUUCAUUUCUCCACCUCCGCUG